AUGCUUCCUUCAGACCCAUGGAUUCAGAAGCGAGAAUGGAGCCUUGCAGAUGCUCCCACCCUGGCUGCGUUCGCCGACGCAAUGGACCAUCUCGACAACUCGUUCCCACGACCUCCCCUGUUCUCUCCCCAUCCCCUGUCACCCCCACCUCCAUGUGUGCCCGAACACACCGACCCGAUGAACCAAGGUGUCUACUCCCACUCCACAUGGCCAGACGUCGUUGGGGCCGUUGGGGAAGACAACCUCCGCCUCGUCUUCGACCCUUUGCAGACGAUAGUUGGGAACCACCUCCAGCCCUUCGACUCCGAACAGCAGGUCAGAACCCCCGAUGGUCUCUACCAAAGCGUGUUUGGGGACAUGGUGGAGGAGAUGGAGGACGGGUGGACUUUGCACGAUGCAGAGUGGCUGGCAGUGUAUGCGGACACCUUGGAUGCGGCAGACGCGGCAUCCAAUGUCGAGAUACUUGGUCACGGGCGGUGUCUGGGUUCUAUGACCAAGAAGGAUGGCUCGACGGACGGCACAGCAAAGUGA
Apiotrichum porosum is the source of this 531-nucleotide messenger RNA. RefSeq lists its product as uncharacterized. Lineage: Eukaryota; Fungi; Basidiomycota; Tremellomycetes; Trichosporonales; Trichosporonaceae. The coding region runs from base 1 to 531 and encodes 176 amino acids. The transcript is spliced from 2 exons. The record is from RefSeq and is a predicted model, not a curated record.